UUGCUGACCCGGCAGGGAUCGCUGGGGGAGGGGGCGGGCGCCUUGGUAGGCGCCUGGUUUCCGUGAGGGCCGCGGGCCGAGGCUGUGGUCGCCACGUCGGCGGUUUUUUUUUUUUUUUUUUUUUUUUUGGCCCGGGUUGUCAGAGAGGGUGGUCUUGGGAAGCCUAGGGCGAGGCCCUAGCUCCCGGCGGCGGCGGCGGCGGCGGCGCCUGGGGUUGAGGGACGUGCCUGUGGGCGGGACGGGCUCGGGGUCAGCUCGGCCGGCCGCGGCGCCCUCCCCGCCGCGACUGUAAGGAAGGCCGGAGCAGGUCUGCCGCCUGCAGGGACUCCCUUUCAGGACCGUGCCUUCACCAGUACUCACAGGUGGAAACACAUAGCUUAAAAGAUAUACUCCAAGUCAUUGCUGAAAGAACAGAUCAUCCACAAUCCCAGGCCUGGGAAAUGGUUUAGCCGCUCCAUCUGCACUGAUAGCAUCAAGAUAGCAUAGUCUGUACGUGGUGAAGUACACAGUAUCUCACGUGGAACUUUGAACUUGACUUCUGGCAUUACUCCUAAUCAGCAGAGUUCUUUCUAAACUUCUGACAUGGAGACUUCCAGCUCUAGGUCUGUGCACCUGGGCGAAUGGCAGAAGAAUUACUUUGUAGUUACAUCCAGCACAUGUACACCAGGACAGAAGGCAGAUGCAUACCGUGCACAGAUACAAAGCAUUCAAUAUGCAUGGGCCAACUCCGAGAUCUCUCAGGUCUGUGCUACCAAACUGUUCAAAAGGUAUACAGAGAAAUAUUCUGCAGUUAUUGAUUCUGACAAUGUUGAAACUAGCUUGAAUAACUAUGCAGAGAGCGUUUUAGCUUUGGCAGGAUCUCAACAGGCUGACAGUGACAAGUGGCAAUCUAGAUUGUCAAUAAAUAAUGUUUUCAAAAUGAAUAAUAUACAGGAGAUGAUGCAAGCUGGAAAGAAAUGGAAAGAGUCCAUGCUGAAACCUGCUGAUGCAUCAGUAGUCAUCUGUAAAGAGCCCACUGUCUUUGAGCUUUCUAAAUUUAGUGUUUGUGGAGGUUCUGGAGAAGGUGACUUCUUAGCCAGUUCAAUUCAUGACACAGAUAGGACCCAAGCUAUCCCAGGCAGCAGUCUGGGACAUUCGCGGUUUCAGAGUGCUCUGCUGCCUGUGGCAGCUAAUAGCACUAAGACUUGUCCCACCUCCUCAACACCUUCAGGUGAGUCAGCCACUGCAAAAUUUCACACUACACCAUUAUAUGGAAGUACUAAAAAGGAAACUCACAGCUUUCCUAAAACCAACACAGGACCAAAUAUGUUCUUAUCCAGUCUGUCUUGUUUUCCUUCUGGCUGUGAAAAUCCACGAGAAAGGAAGGCUUUUUAUGGUUCUGGCAACAUUGACAUGCUUUCUGAUUCAAUACCGAAUAAGGCUUCUAGUAAAACAGAAGACAGUGACCAAAGGGAAGAUAAUAGCUUGCCGACCUUUAAAACUGCAAAAGAACAAUUAUGGGCAGAUCAAAAAAAAAAGUGCCACCAAUCCCAGCAUGCAUCAAAAUCUUCAUAUGGUAGUGUGAAAAAGUCUUUGGGAACAGGGAAAUCGAGAGGAAUAUUUGCAAAGUUCGUUCCUCCUGUAUCUAAGCAAGAUGAAGAUGAGCAGAAUGAAAGAGUGAAGUGCAAGCCUACUAAAGCCGAGUCUGCAGAACUAGAACACCCCAUUGAUGACCGUCUGAAGAACGUGGAGCCAAAGAUGAUUGAACUGAUUAUGAAUGAAAUUAUGGACCAUGGGCCUCCAGUACAUUGGGACGAUAUUGCUGGAGUAGAAUUUGCCAAAGCCACAAUAAAGGAAAUCGUUGUGUGGCCUAUGAUGAGGCCAGAUAUCUUUACUGGAUUACGAGGGCCUCCUAAAGGAAUUCUACUCUUUGGCCCUCCAGGGACUGGUAAAACUCUGAUUGGCAAGUGCAUAGCUAGUCAGUCUGGAGCAACAUUCUUCAGCAUCUCUGCUUCGUCUUUGACUUCUAAGUGGGUGGGUGAGGGGGAGAAAAUGGUCCGUGCAUUAUUUGCUGUUGCACAGUGUCAGCAGCCAGCUGUGAUAUUUAUUGAUGAAAUUGAUUCUUUAUUGUCUCAAAGAGGAGAUGGUGAACAUGAAUCUUCUAGAAGGAUAAAAACAGAAUUUUUAGUUCAGUUAGAUGGAGCGACCACAUCUUCUGAAGACCGUAUUCUCGUGGUGGGAGCCACAAAUCGGCCCCAAGAGAUUGAUGAGGCUGCCCGGAGAAGGUUGGUGAAAAGACUUUAUAUUCCCCUCCCAGAACCUUCAGCCAGGAAACAGAUAGUAGUUAAUCUCAUGUCCAAGGAGCAGUGUUACCUCAGUGAUGAAGAAAUUGAACUGGUGGUGCAGCAGUCUGAUGGGUUUUCUGGCGCAGAUAUGACACAGCUUUGCAGAGAGGCUUCUCUUGGUCCUAUUCGCAGUUUGCACGCUGCUGACAUUGCUACCAUAAGCCCAGAUCAAGUUCGACCAAUAGCUUAUAUUGAUUUUGAAAAUGCUUUUAGAACUGUGCGACCUAGCGUGUCUCCAAAAGACUUAGAGCUUUAUGAAAACUGGAAUGGAAUGUUUGGUUGUGGAAUGUGAACACAGCAAUUGAAAGGAGAAGCCGACAUCUAAUAGUUCAGUCCUUUUGCCUUUAGCAUAGGAAGCUUGGAGCGUGCUACUUGUUUUGUGGAGUAUAUCCUGAAUUUUAUGCCUCAGAUUAGAAUGAUAACAGCUUAACUACUGAUUGAUAAAUCUUACAUUAGUAUGUUGUGUUUACCUUCCAAUUAUUAUGUGAUGUAUAAGCUUAUUUAAAUAGAAUGACCUUUAUUUCUAAAUGAGUUCAGAUUAGAACUUGAGUUUGGUAAUAAUAAACUUUGCUAAGUGUAGUCUGGUUUCAUUUGAAACAGUAUUGCUUACUUGGCUUAGAUAGAGUUAAGAUCUUACCAAAGGUACCAAAAACUAAGCCACAUUAACCUGUGCUGGUUUGUAACCUGUUUUGUGUUUUUUUUUUUUCUCCCCUAUCAAAAUUAACUGAUAAAAACAUGUUUAGAAAUAGCAAAAUGUAAUCUGGUAUCAGGGAUGUAGCACCCUCACUCCAAACAGAAGAUGUUAAGUGUUUUUUUCCCUAGGGGUCUGGACUGUUUUCCAUUAAUAUUUUAUCUGAUACCACUUCAAAGCCUAUUAUUUCACCCUCUUUCAAAACUAAAUGUUUUUAAAUUGUUGUAUUGUUUUGUCUUGUAAAACAUGGUUAUUGUUGAAACUUCAGAAGACAGAAGCAAAAAGAAUAAAAAUUAUUGUUAGUUUAUUACCA
This is a messenger RNA of Peromyscus leucopus (white-footed mouse), 3328 nucleotides long. RefSeq names its product fidgetin like 1 (gene Fignl1). NCBI's taxonomy places the organism in Eukaryota, Metazoa, Chordata, Mammalia, Rodentia, Cricetidae. The coding region runs from base 583 to 2616 and encodes 677 amino acids. The record is from RefSeq and is a predicted model, not a curated record. Gene Ontology annotation, molecular function: ATP binding; microtubule severing ATPase activity; ATP hydrolysis activity. The transcript is spliced from 4 exons.